ACCAAGGUAACCAGAGAGGAAAAGAGAGAGCUCAUCAUGUCCUCUUGGAGCCAAGAUCGAAACCAGAGCAAAUAUAGGGGCCUGGAUCCCCAUAUUUCUAGGACCCUGUUCCUGCUGCUGCUAUUUGUGGCCUCCAACCCCAACCCAGAUGCCUGCCUGGUAUCCCAGCCGAGCAACGGCAGCUUCGUCUCCUGCCACCCACCUGUCAAAUUGCUUCGCCACUUCCCCGCUGACACUGUCCACCUGGUCAUAGAGUUCUUCAACCUGACAGAACUGCCAGCCAAUGCCCUCCAGGGCAUCUCUAACCUUCAGGAACUGCACCUCUCUAGCAACCGACUGCAGAACCUUUCAGCCAAGUUUCUACUGCCUGUGCCUCAGCUGAAGGUGCUGGAUCUAACCCGCAAUGCCUUAAGCCAGCUGCCCCCGGGCCUCUUCCAGGUCUCUGCCGCCCUCCACACCCUGGUGCUGAAGGAAAAUCAGCUGGAAGGGCUGGAGACCUCGUGGUUGUGUGGUCUGAAAGCCUUGGGGCACCUGGACCUGUCUGGGAACCACCUCCGGACACUGCCCCCUGGGCUGCUGGCCAACUUCACUGAUCUGCGCAUUCUUGACCUUGGCAGUAACCAGCUGGAGACACUGCCCCCUGGCUUUCUGAAAGGCCCUCUGCAGUUGGAACGGCUACAUCUGGAGGGCAACAGAUUGCAGGCACUUGGAGAGGGCCUUCUGGCUCCCCAACCAGACCUCCGCUACCUCUUCCUGAGUGACAACAAACUGAGUGCGGUGGCGGCCGGCGCCUUCAGAGUCCUGCGGCAGCUGGACAUGCUGGACCUCUCCAACAACUCGCUCUCCAGCGUGCCCGAGGGACUCUGGACAUCCCUUGGGCAGCCUGCCCGAGACAUGGAAGAGGGCUUCGACAUCUCUGGGAACCCCUGGAUCUGCGACAAGAAGCUGAAUGACCUCUAUGCAUGGCUCGUGGCCAAUAAAGACAAGAUGUUCUUCCGGAACAACACACGCUGCGCCGGGCCUGAGGCCUGGAAGGGGCAGACGCUCCUGGCAGCGGCUGGGUCCCAUUGAGACCUGGGCUGGGGUGCAGGUGGCAAGACAUUCCUGGCCACACACAGCACCCCAUUUAGCCAACAAUCCCAUGUUCCAAGGGUAAAAUGCAGGCUUUCCAUAGUUGCCAAGUCCUUGGUGCCCUUGUUCUGAAAUGCAGUUGGGCCCUCCAGUCCAGCCUCCUUACCUUUACUUGAGCGGCAGAUGCUUCCUUUCCCCAGUUUCCCCGGUCUCUGUCUCUGAAGCUCCCUCAGGCCCAGCCCUGGCCACCCUGGGCUUGUGUCU
Molecule: messenger RNA, 1335 nt
Organism: Talpa occidentalis (Iberian mole)
Lineage: Eukaryota; Metazoa; Chordata; Mammalia; Eulipotyphla; Talpidae
Gene: LRG1
Product: leucine rich alpha-2-glycoprotein 1
Exons: 2
Coding region: 37-1071 (344 amino acids)
Cellular component (GO): plasma membrane
Molecular function (GO): protein binding
Source: RefSeq, a predicted model, not a curated record